AAAAACAGGUUGCGUAUUAGACCGUUUCCAUCGGUUUUUAUGAAGCCUAUCCAGGCCAGAGACACACAGACCAGCAUCUCCAGUGGCCAGCUGUGCGUCUCUGAAGAGUGACGAGUAAAGAGUGAAAAAUGGAAUCCACGUCCAGCUGUGAACCACCACAGUCUGAUCCAAAACCACAGCCACACAGACCAGCGUCUCCAGUGCCCAGCUGUGUGUCUCUGAAGAGUGACCGGUCUAUGGAUGAUCGUCCUGUGUUCAGCAGUGGACCACCACAAUCUGAUUCAAAACCACAGCCACACAGACCAGCGUCUCCAGUGCCCAGCUGUGUGUCUCUGAAGAGUGACCGGUCCAUGGAUGAUCGUCCUGUGUUCAGCAGUGGACCACCAGCGUCUGAUUCAAAACCACAGCCACACAGACCAGCAUCUCCAGUGCCCAGCUGUGUGUCACUGAAGAGUGACCGGUCCAUGGAUGAUCGUCCUAUGUUCAGCAGUGGACCACCAGAGUCUGAUUCAAAUGUUUUGAGGAACGUCCUGACCCAGGAUCAGUCCAGGUGUGGAAUCACACAGGCCAAACCCAAACUACAAGACAACCAUGUCCUGAACAGAGUACUGAUGAACCAUAAAGCCAGUAUGAAGAGGAGAUUUGAGAGCAUAUGUGAAGGCAUCAUAACGAGGACUGAGAAGCAAAGGGCCCCCUCGAUAAGGUCAGAGACUCAAACACUCCUGAACAAGAUCUACACAGAGCUCUACAUCACAGAGGGAGAGAGUGAAGGGGUGAAUAAUGAGCAUGAGAUUUGGCAGGUAGAGUCAGCAUCCAGGCCACAAUCUACAGAGGACACAUCAAUUAACUGCAAUGACAUUUUCAAGCCCUUACCUGGACAGGAGAGACACAUCAGAACAGUCAUGACCAAGGGGAUUGCUGGCAUUGGAAAAACUGUCUCAGUGCAGAAGUUUAUCCUUGACUGGGCAGAGGAGAGAGCUAACCAGGAUGUAGAUUUCAUGUUUGUGCUUCCAUUCCGUGAGCUGAAUUUGGUCAGAGAUGAUCAGUACAGUCUUCACAGGCUCCUGCUUGACUUCCACCCUGAGCUUAGGGAGCUACAGGAUGGUGAAUACAAAGACUGCCACAUUGUGUUCAUCUUUGAUGGUCUGGAUGAGAGUCGACUUCCUCUGAAUUUCCAAGAGAACCAUGAGUUAUCUGAUGUGACACAAACAUCAUCAGUGGAUGUGCUGAUGACGAGCCUCAUUCAGGGAACUCUGCUUCCCUCUGCUCUCAUCUGGAUAACCUCCCGACCAGCAGCAACCAGUCAGAUCCCUUCUCAGUGCAUCAGUCAGGUGACAGAAGUACGCGGGUUCAAUGACCCACAGAAGGAAGAGUACUUCAGAAAGAGGAUCAGUGACCAGAAUCAAGCCAACAGAAUCAUCUUGCACAUAAAAGCAUCCAGGAGCCUUCACAUCAUGUGCCAUAUGCCAGUCUUCUGUUGGAUCUCAGCCACUGUCCUUCAGCAAAUACUGGAACAGGAUGAUGGGAAAGAAGCCCCCAAAACUCUGACUGAGAUGUUCAUACACUUCCUGCUCAUCCAGACCACCAGGAAGAACCAGAAGUAUCAAGGGGAAAGUGAGACAGAUAGACAGAAGCUCCUGGAAUCCCACCAGGGUGCCAUAUUGAAACUGGCAGAGCUGGCAUUGAAGCAUCUGGAGAAUGGUAAACUCAUGUUCUAUGAGGAAGACCUGAGAGAGUGCGGCAUUGAUGUCAGUGAAGCCUCAGUGUACUCUGGCAUGUGCACUGAGAUCUUCAGGGAGGAAUGUGUGUUUCAUCACAAGAAGGUCUACUGCUUUGUCCAUCUGAGCAUCCAGGAGUUUCUUGCUGCACUGCACGUGUUUGUGUCUUACCUGGAAAAGGACAAGUUAGCCUUGGGAGCAUUUCUUGGUAAAAGGUCUCAUCGGUAUGACUUGUGUUCUCUUCAACUGUUUGAUCUGUUGAAGGUAGCAGUGAAGAAAGCUUUGGACAGUAACACUGGACACCUAGACCUUUUCCUCCGCUUUCUUUCAGGCAUCUCAGUGGAAAGCAAUCAGGGACUUUUAAAAGGUCUUUUGACAAACACACACAGCAGUUCAGAAUGCAUCAAGAAAACAUGUCAAUUCAUCAAGGAACUCAAGAGGCGGCGCCCAUCUCCUGAAAGAUACAUCAAUCUUUUCCACUGCUUGUUUGAAAUGAAUGACCAUUCCCUACAUAAACAAGUUCAAAAAUAUCUCAAAUCCCCAGAUGGUUUGUCAGGUGAAUUGUUUCCUGCCCACUGUUCAGCAUUGGCCCACAUGCUUCUGAUGUCUGAGGAGGUGCUGGAUGAGUUUGACUUGAGCAAAUACAAAACAUCAGAGGAGUGGCGGAAGAGACUGAUGCCAGCUGUGAGAUGCUGCAGGAGGGCUCUACUUGCUGACUGUAAGAUAACAGAGCAGUCCUGUGAGAUUGUGACCUCAGCUCUGCAGUCUUCAAACUCGCCCUUAAGAGAGCUGGACCUGAGUCAGAAUGACCUACAGCAGUCAGGAGAAAAGCUGGUCUCUGCUCUUCUGAGUCCAAACUGCAAGCUGGAGACGCUGAGACUUGCUGGCUGUGCGUUAACAGAGAAGUCCAGUGAGAUUGUGGCCUCAGCUCUGCAGUCUGCAAACUCCUCCUUAAGAGAGCUGGACCUGAGUCAGAAUGACCUGCAGAAGUCAGGAGAAAAGCUGGUCUCUGCUUUACAGAGUCCAAACUGCAAACUGGAGACACUGAGACUUGUUGGCUGUGGACUCACUGAGAAGUCUGGAGGUGUUUUGGCCUUUGCCCUGCAGUCAGUAAACUCCCACUUGAGAGAGCUGGGCUUGAGUAAGAAUACUCUGGGGGAUUGUGGAGGAAAGCUGAGCUCUGGAACGCUGAAUCCACACUGUAAGAUAAAGACACUCAGACUUGCUGGUUGUAAACUGUCAGAGAAACCCUGUGAGGUUGUAGCCUCUGCUGUGCAGCACAUGGUGUCUCUGACAGAGCUGGACCUGAGUGGCAAUCACAUGAACAUCACUGCAGUUCAGCUUCUGAAUGCAGGGAUAUGCAGCCCCAACUGUAAACUGCAGAUAUUAAGACUUGCUGACUGUAAGCUAACAGAGAAGUCCUGUGAGAUUGUGAUCUUGGCUCUGCAGUCUGCAAACUCCCCCUUAAGAGAGCUGGACCUGAGUCAGAAUGACCUGAAGGUGUCAGGAGAAAAGCUGCUCUCUGCUCUACAGAGUCCAAAGUGCAAACUGGAGACACUGAGACUUGUUGGCUGUGGACUCACAGAGAAAUCUGGAGGUAUUUUGGCCUAUGCCCUGCAGUCAGUAAACUCCCACCUGAGAGAGGUGAACCUGAGUAAGAAUACUCUGGGGGAUUGUGGAGGAAAGCUGAGCUCUGGAGAGCUGAAUCCACACUGUAAGAUGGAGACACUCAGACUUGCUGGUUGUAAACUGACAGAGGAAUCCUGUGAGGUUGUAGCCUCAGCUGUGCAGCACAUUGUCUCCCUGACAGAACUGGACCUGAGUGACAAUCACAUGAACAUCACUGCAGUUCAGCUUCUGAGUGCUGGGAUAAGUCACUCCAACUGUAAACUGCAGAUAUUAAGACUUGCUGGUUGUAAACUGCCAGAGGAAUCCUGUGAGGUUGUAGCCUCUGCUGUGCAGCACAUGGUCUCCCUGACAGAGCUGGACCUGAGUGACAAUCACUUAAACAUCGCUGGAGUUCAUCUUUCAAGUGCAUUGAAAGGUGACAUCAACUGGAAGCUACAGAUAUUGAGACAUGCCCGUGGAGAACUGAGAAACUAUGCCUGUGAGCUCACACUGGACCCAAACACAGCAUGUGAUGUUCUCUCUCUCUCUGAGGGGAACAGAAAGGUGACAUGUGUGAGUGAGGAGCAGCCGUAUCCUGACCACCCAGAGAGAUUUGACAUCUGCCGUCAGGUGCUGUGUAGAGAGGGUCUGACUGGACGCUGCUACUGGGAGGCUGAGUGGAGUGGUGAUAAGGCUCAUAUAGCAGUGGCCUAUAAGAGCACCCAGAGGAAAGGGAGGAGUAAGGACUGUGGGUUUGGACGUAAUGCCAAGUCCUGGACUCUGUGGUGCUCUAGUGACAGUUACUCUGCCUAUCACAAUAAUAAGGGUACUGACAUACCUGCCCCCCCCUCCCGCUCCAGCAGAGUAGGAGUGUACCUGGACUGGCCAGCAGGCACUCUGUCCUUCUACAGCGUCUCCUCUAACACACUCACCCACCUGCACACGUUCCACUCCACAUUCACUGAGCCCCUCUAUCCUGGGUUUAGUGUUUAUGAAAACUCCUCAGUGUCCCUGUGCCAGAUCACAUGACCUCCAAUCCUGCAGGAGGAGAGCCAUACACUCCUGUUCAUACACUCCUAUGUGCAUGUGAUGUGUCCCUUCUACUUGUGUGUGUGUGUGUAAGCGUGUAUGUCGUGACUCGUGCAUCUAUGCAUGUAUGUGUGUGUGUGUGUGCCUGCCUCCUUUUAUUCCUCUAUUUGUGUGUGUUGUGUGUAUGUGUGUGUGUGUUCCUGCUGCUCCUUCUAUUUCUCUAUUUGUGUGUGUGUGUGUGUGUGUGUGUGUGUGCGUGUGUGUGUAUAUGUGCUGCUCCCUCUAUUCCUAUAUUUGCGUGGGGGGGGUGUGUUUGUGUAUUUCAGUCCAAGACCAUCUCUCCUUCUGUUGUCCCUGCUCUCUGUUUCAUCUGUGUGUGUGUGUGUGUGUGCGUGUCCGUGUGUCCGUGUGUGCGUGUGUCCGUGUGUCCGUGUGUGCGUGUGUGCGUGUGUGUGUGUGUGUGUGUGUGUGUGUGUGUGUGUCUGUGUGUGCCUGUGUGCG
Messenger RNA from Sardina pilchardus (European sardine), 4856 nucleotides. RefSeq names its product NACHT, LRR and PYD domains-containing protein 12-like. Gene Ontology annotation, biological process: intracellular signal transduction. The coding region runs from base 129 to 4355 and encodes 1408 amino acids. The record is from RefSeq and is a predicted model, not a curated record. Gene Ontology annotation, molecular function: protein binding. The transcript has 18 exons. NCBI's taxonomy places the organism in Eukaryota, Metazoa, Chordata, Actinopteri, Clupeiformes, Clupeidae.